UCAGAUUUUGGAUGACAGUGCUCUUUUAAUACUAAAAAUGGCGGGCGCAAUGUUGUUUGAAAGAAGCCAAUCUGUUCGUUCUCAGCAUGAAAAUUUGAUGAAAUUAAAACGUGGUGAUGAUAAUGAAGACAGUGAUGAAAAAAGUAUCCAAAAUAAAGAACAGGAUAUCCUAAACCUCGGCGAGAAGUAUAAGAAAGAAGGUAAGGCCAAAGAGCUUGCAGACCUGAUCAAACAAACACGUCCUUUCUUAAGUGAAAUUAGUAAAGCAAAAGCAGCAAAAUUAGUUAGAUCUCUAGUAGAUUUCUUCUUGGAUCUCGAGGCGGGCAUUGGUAUAGAAGUACAACUUUGUAAAGAAUGUAUAGAAUGGGCGAAAGAGGAAAAACGAACAUUUUUACGUCAGUCAUUGGAGGCGAGAUUAGUAGCCCUAUAUUUCGAUACUGGAAUGUUCUCGGAAGCUCUUCAAUUAGGAUCAACGUUAUUGAAGGAAUUGAAAAAACUAGAUGACAAAAAUUUAUUGGUAGAGGUGCAACUGUUAGAAAGUAAAACGUACCAUGCUUUAAGUAAUUUACCAAAAGCUAGAGCAGCUCUUACCUCAGCCCGUACAACUGCAAACGCUAUAUAUUGUCCACCUAAAAUACAAGCUUCUUUGGAUCUUCAGUCAGGUGUUUUACAUGCCGCAGAUGAAAAAGACUUUAAAACAGCUUAUUCAUAUUUUUACGAGGCUUUUGAAGGUUUUGACAGUGUCGAAUCUCCUAAAGCAUUAACAGCCUUAAAAUAUAUGUUGUUGUCAAAGAUCAUGCUUAAUACCCCUGAAGAUGUCCAACAAAUUGUAAGCGGAAAGUUGGCAAUUAAAUACGCCGGUCGGGAUAUUGAUGCAAUGAAGGCUGUAGCUCAAGCAUCUCAUAAAAGAUCAUUAGCGGACUUUCAACAAGCAGUUAAAUUAUUUAAAAGAGAACUAGAAGAUGAUGUUAUAGUUAGGGCACAUUUGGGUACUCUAUACGAUAAUAUGUUAGAGCAAAACUUGUGUAGAAUUAUUGAACCCUACAGUAGAGUACAAGUUGAUUAUAUCGCAAAAACUAUAAAGCUACCUAUGCCACAAGUUGAAAAGAAAUUGUCUCAAAUGAUCUUGGAUGCAAAGUUUCAUGGUAUAUUAGAUCAAGGAGAAGGUGUUCUAAUUAUUUUUGAAGAAACUCCAGUAGAUAAAACUUACGAAAUGGCAUUAGAGACAAUUCAAAGUAUGAGCAAAGUAGUAGAUACACUUUAUCAAAAAGCUAAAAAGCUGUCAUAGGUUUAACAGAAUUGUAUUACAUCUAAAAAAUGUUAAUGAAAACAGACUGUAUUUUUCCUAUUUUAAUAUAUACUUUACCUGAG
This is a messenger RNA of Sitophilus oryzae (rice weevil), 1371 nucleotides long. It is a transcript of the gene Rpn6, whose product is annotated as 26S proteasome non-ATPase regulatory subunit 11. Bases 38 to 1288 code for a protein of 416 amino acids. The record is from RefSeq and is a predicted model, not a curated record. Lineage: Eukaryota; Metazoa; Arthropoda; Insecta; Coleoptera; Curculionidae. Gene Ontology annotation, biological process: ubiquitin-dependent protein catabolic process. The transcript is spliced from 2 exons. Gene Ontology annotation, cellular component: proteasome regulatory particle, lid subcomplex. Gene Ontology annotation, molecular function: structural molecule activity.